UGCAUGCAAGGCUUCAAGUUUAGAUUUGAGACAAUUAAGCUGCAAUGAAGACGUGAUCUUCCGGUAGUCUCGAUGGGUGAAACGAGCGGUGGCUUUCUCAUCUGUACCCUCUCAAGAUCUCAAAUUCAGAUGGAUGUGUGCUGGCUGGGUUCCAGACCUCAGCACCAUAUUCCAUCUGUGGUCGCACAAGGGCUCUGUAGGCUCUGUUCUUUAUUUCUUUGGAGCAGGGUGAUAAAGUCCUAAGAAAUACCAAUGUGCGAUUGCAUGGCUUUGUGACGGAUUUGCUGGCAGUGGAGGUUCCAACGUAAAUCAUGUGCUAUUGUUACACCCAUAUUUUUGAAUUGGUAGUUUUAAGAGUUGUUAUAUACCUCUCUUUAUAAAUCUAGCCAUCUGAUUGGUCGAAAUUGCAGUCGUGAUUUUAGCCAUUCUCCCGUAAAGAGACGAACAAUGUCAGUAAUGGUCAAUAGUUCAUUCCCGCAAGAUUCCGGGUACCACGAAAAUAGUUAAAAUUUUGCUGCGACCCCCAUUCAUGAGUGAUAUCAGGAUAUCAGGAAAAUGGUUGCGAUCCCCAUUGGUUUACGUGUUAAAACUUAGUUUGUGCGCAGCGCGGCUACCAUACAGUUUUUGUGCGAUUAGUUUGGUUGCUACAUUUUAUCUCGAUUGUAGGCCUACAUGAAAUCUCCGAUUUUUUCGUUUCUGCUAUAUGAUGAUUUCUACCUUGAGCUUGCUCUUCUUGCUUCUUCCUCAAAGAAUCCUGUCUUCUCAAACCUCAUGACAAGGACAACUUGGUACAAUGAACAUAGAUCACGAUCGGUCCUCCAGCAAUAUCGGUCACUUGGAGAUGUUCCGACAGCACGUUCAUCACAAAUGAUCAACCCACAUCAAGGAAUGACACCAACCACCCGGUAUCACCGCCAAUCAGCCACGUCAGGAACAUCCCUGCCACCAGCCAUCACCUACCAUCACAACCAGCAACAUCAAACACACGUUUCGCAUCACCUGCCAUUUUCACAGACACCUGUCUCACAGACACCUGUCUCACAGGAAGCAUGGCAGCAUCCAGACCAAAACAGAGUGGGCGAACCAUUUCUGCCAUUUCAACAAUCGCGUCAGCAGCAUCAACCCAUCAUGUCACAGAGCCAAGAGCUCAUAGAAAAUUCGCAUCAACAAUUGUAUUUUGCUCGGGCUCCACCACAGAGAGAAACACAAAAUCAACUCACCCACCUGUCCGGCUCACAACAAAGUGAACAGCCAAAUCAGCUUGCACGACGUUUGGGUGAACCACAAGUCCAUCCAUGCUCCCAAACAGCACAGCACCGCCUACCACAGCCUCUCUUAAUGACAGAGCAGCCUUGGUACUUUUCGACAACACAUUCAUCAUAUUAUGAUGACCAACGGCAUAUCAUCAAUCCUCAACAACCAAUGAUACAUAUGAUCCAACAACCCACAUUGCUGUCAGAAACGUCGACAGUAGCGUCUUUACCACCAGCCUCCCAGCCAUCGUUUCAUCGAACACACGUUCUGCAUCAUCCAAGGCAACCGCAUUUUUCAGAGUUCAUACUUCCCUACAGAUUACCCCGAGCAUCACGUGAUCCACAACAUCCAAACACUCACCAUAAUACAGUAUAUACGUCCCGUAGUCCUCAACCACGACAUCAGCAAAGUCCCUAAACACAUACACAACUUCAUCCGGAGGUGGAUCCAAGAUCCAAGAUGGAGGGAAUUGUCUAAUCCGCACAUAUCUCAAGGGGCUGUAGCAAGGUCACCUUUUGCCUGAUUUGUAAAGAUUUUAUUGUAAACGUCCCACACACAAACGACCACUUACCACUUUCUUAGGGGUAGAUAGGCCUCCUAGAAGCUUGCAUUGGACCUUCAUGAUGAAAAAUAUAUAGGAAAUUAACAUAAUUAUGUUCAUAAUUUCAUUCUACUUUGUAGCGUAUGCGAUAUCAAAUUGCCAGAUACCUUUGAGAGGCCUAUGCAAAGCGUAGGAGUAAUCAGGAAUGAAAAGAUCUCUAUAUAUUGUGAUUUUAGGAAGGAUUGAUGUAUUACAUGUUUCUGAUCCACCAUGUUUCUGAGUAUAAACGGAACCAGAUAGACAUAUUGAUGCUUUAUAUGUGCAAUAAGCUAGUCUUUCAUAUGUAAUAUUUUUACAAGUGCAUUUCCAACAGGUACAAGUUAAUGAAGAAAUAUAACAUGUGCAAUUUAGGUUUCAAUGUGCAAUAGGGUCAGUUUUAUGUAUAUAUAUUCUACGAGUGAAAUGUCUUUGAAGUAUUAUCCUAACGUUAUAUCACGAAUAUGUUAGCACAUGAAUAGAUACUUCAAGUUUGAAUUUAUCUCCAAAUCACUUAUAUGUACAUUCAUUUUAGUCGGUACAAUGUAAAUACGUAUUAUUUUGGUAAAUGGAGCUAACAAAUAGCAACAUGGUAAUCGAGGUUACCCCCCGAGUAAAUCCUCGAUUUCUACUUCUUUGGCGGACAUUUCAUUUUCGAUCUAUUUAUCAAUAUGUUGGUGAUGCAUUGACUGCACCCGAAAUUAAAUAUUGUUUAGCUUGUAUGAUAAAAUAAAUUACUUGUUACAAUUUUGAUUGGCGGAGCAAAGUUAUGUAGGCCUCCAUUUCAUUCAUUAUAUAAUACAUGUAUAUGUAGUGUAUUAGGUCUCUACAUGACUUGUAUGUUCGUUGUAAAUCUCAUUCAAAUAUCAGAUUAUCUGUUAUUUGCUAUAGAAGACCUGUUAACUGAUUCCAUGCAACUUUUAGAAAUAAAAGUUCUUAUAGUGACAACUUAAAAACUUGUCAGAGGCUUGUCCAACUUUGCAACAACCAAUGUAUGUGAAGUGGAUUCCAGCCCUAUAAAUGCCAUUUUUCAUAACAUGACUGGCAACAGGCCUGGUUAGGGAGAGACGUCCAUAAAUUGAAAUACAUUAAUAAACAGCUUUAUUUAUAAGAUACAUUGAUAUGUUACAAUUUCACGACCACUAUUGAUCUGUUACAAUUUCACGACCCCUAUGGUUAAGCAUUCGUCUACCUGGUACAUUAAUUCAAAGAUAAUAUGUCAAACCAUGCAUCUAAUAAGGGCGUCAAUGGUCAUGUGCUCUAGUAGUUUAUCCUUUUAAACCAAGACACGCUUAUUUUCAACAACGACACCGAAAAAAUGACUUGUAACUAUGGGAAUGAAUAACCUAAGGAAAAUAGUUCAACAUUCAUUAAUUGCAUUAAGUUCAGCAUGGUAUAACAAUAAUAAGGUUUUAAAACUCAUUGUAUAUAGUUCUUGAAUGUUUGGAUACAGGGUAAAAUAUUUAUAUUCUUAUGAUAUCUGAAAAUCUUGCUCAUCUUUGCUCAUAUCUUGUUGAUAUGAUAAAAAGUAUGUACUUACUAAUUACUGUACUUCUGAGAAUUGUAUUGUGAUGCCACAACGACAUGAUUAAAAGAUCCUUUCCCCAAAAUUAUGACCAUGUCAACACUUUUCUUUUGAUUUAUCUUGUUCUUGUUCUGUUUUCUUUUGUUAUUUUUGAUUUGUUAAUUUUGUUUUGUUGCUGCUGUUGUUGUUGUUUAAUUAUUUCAUUUUUCGGAGGGGCACUAUGAAUAGAAAUAGACCUAUAAUAGAAUUUAAAAAUUUGAGAAACAGAAGGGUAAACGUUUGAAAUAUAUCGGAUCAAGAAUAAAUAUGUUUUUAAUGAUUGAAAUAUAAGAACACAGCUAUGCGAAUCUCACAUUGGCAAGUAGUGACGGAUAACUAUCCUGUUUGUUGUGUACAAAAAUAUUAAAAGUGUUUUUAUAUAUCAUUAUAGGUCCUUUAAAAAAAGACCAUAUUGAAUGGGGGAAAUGUAAUUUUUGGUGUUGGUACUACAUUAUGUACGUAUAGUGAUUGCAACUUUUAAAGAAUUAAUUCUUGUUACAUUUUUUGUCAGAUUUCGUCCAAACCUUCACAAGUCUGCUUCUGCUUCCUUUUAGAGUUGUCUUUAAGAAUGCAGAAUGAUGAAAAUGGUCAUGUACAUGUCAAAUGCACGUGAAUUUUUUAUAUAAGAAGUGGCAUUUUGUGCAGUUUGUGUUAAUAAA
Strongylocentrotus purpuratus (purple sea urchin) is the source of this 4054-nucleotide messenger RNA. Its product is annotated as RFX-like DNA-binding protein RFX2. The record is from RefSeq and is a predicted model, not a curated record. NCBI's taxonomy places the organism in Eukaryota, Metazoa, Echinodermata, Echinoidea, Camarodonta, Strongylocentrotidae. The coding region runs from base 673 to 1671 and encodes 332 amino acids. The transcript has 2 exons.